Linum trigynum is the source of this 1539-nucleotide messenger RNA. The record is from the annotation of a GenBank genome assembly. NCBI's taxonomy places the organism in Eukaryota, Viridiplantae, Streptophyta, Magnoliopsida, Malpighiales, Linaceae.
AUGGUGUUUAUGAAGAAACACAUUCAUUUGCUGUGUAGCAUGAGGAAGUCCCGUUUGUUUGAGUCUUUGAAAAAAGCUGUCAAGUAUGCUGUUAGUGCCCAACUGAUGAUUCAUGUGAGGAAGACGGAAAACAGCGAUAAUUAUGAUGACGGGUCAGGUAUUAUGAAUGCUUUUCAUGAUAAUAGGAGUCAUCCCUUUGUUGUUGGCCAUAUACCAAAAGAGGCUGAGGAAGGGGAUAAGGUUUCUGAGAAGUUGUGCGAGAAAUUGGGGAUUGACGGUUUUCAGAUUGUUGACAUAUCAGCUGGAUUGUCUGAUUUGUUUGCUGUUAAGGAAGAGGAUGAGCUUGUGUGCAUGAAGAGGGCUGCAUAUUUGUCUGCCAAAUUGAUGAAGAACGUUGUAGUUGCCAAGCUCCUGAAAGCAAUUGAUCACAAGGAGAACAAGAAAGAUGUUCACAAGAUUCUUAUAGAAGAGAUUGAGGAGGCCACGUUGCAGCCCGCUUUAAAACUCAAUGUGAAACUCAGGUCUCAAAAUGUCGAUAUUUGCCGCCAUCCAGAUCUUAAGAGAUACUGUUCAAAUGAUGAGUUGACGUACUCUGAUUCCGCUUCUGUGAUCACUUGUUCGCUUGGAUCCCAGUAUAAGGGCUACUGCUCGAAUGUGGCUAGGUCUUUCUUGGUUAGUCCUGAUAGUUCUCAGAUUAAAGCUUAUGAGAUACUUCUCAAGGCACAAGAAGCUGCUAUCUCUGCCGUACGGCCUGGGGUCAGAGUUGGCGCAGCGUAUGUGGCUGCUUCUUCCAUAAUACGUUCGGAGGCUCCUGAGUUGGUCGGACAACUGACAGAAUCUGUUGGGGCAGGGAUUGGUCUGGAAUUUCAUGAAUCAGUGUUGGAUCUAAUUGGAACAAAUGAUCGGAUGGUGAAGGCUGGGAUGGCUUUCAAUGUCUCUCUUGCUCUCCGAGAUCUGAAAGGAGCAGAUAACAGCAGUUUCUCAUUGCUGCUUGCUGAUACGGUUGUUGUUUGUGCUGAAGGGGCUGAAGUCUUAACCCAACCAAGUCCUAAGGCUGUUGGAUAUGUAACUUAUCCAUUUAAGCAUAACCAUGACAAUGGAGAAGGAAGAGCUAAAAAGAACGAGAGGGGGCCUUGGAUUGUCUCACAAAAGGUUGAGGUACCGGCUUUAGAGAAAAAUGAAGAAACUGCAGCUUUAGAGAAACUUCAGCUGUUAGACAGGCCGAUAAGAUUGCCCGGUCUUCGCAUUGGCCAACCUGUUUUUGGUGGGCGUGGAAGGAAGCUUCUUGGGGCACUGGAAGCCCAUGUCAAUGGUUUCCGAUAUUCCUAUCCAUGGCAAGAAGACGAAGAUGGUGACUACGUUGACGAAGCUAAAGUAGAUGCUGAUGAUGCUUCUGCUGAAAUGAGGUCAUCAGCAGAAUAUGUCAACGUCUCCCUCUUUCAGGGCUAUUCAUUGCAAGGUGAUGAUUCUGAUGGACGAGUUGAUGAUAUUUUGUUUGACAACAUCGAAAAUGCCUUUUCGUGCGUAUGUGGCUUAUAG